ACCUCUUUGGAGAAGGAGGUUCAACUCAACAACUUCUACUUCUCACUACUUGCCUUUUUCUGACUAGACUGGCAAAUAUGGCUAAGUCUCUCUUGCUGGUGGCAUCUCUGCUAGUUUUUGGAAAUGUUUUCUUUAUUCAUGCCGAGUUUUCCCCCAGCCUCAUCGUGGAUAUGUUAAAAAUUGUCAUGGACAAUUACUGCUCACCAGAGAUGCUGGCAGGGAUGAAGGAGGCAAUUGGAGCUGCCAGCAGCAACACAGAGGUUCUCAACAUCCCAGACGCCGAAUCCUUAGCUGAUGUCCUCACUUUUGGAGUCCAGGGCACAAUCAGAGAUCCACGCCUGAAAGUCUCCUAUGAACCAAACUAUGUUCCUAUGGUUCCCCCGAAGAUGCCUCCCCUGCCCCCUGAGCAGCUCAUCGCCGUCCUCCAGACCUCCAUCAAGCUUGACAUCCUGGAAGGCAACAUUGGCUACCUGAGGAUUGACCACAUCCUUGGAGAGGAGGUCGCAGAGAAGGUUGGCCCUUUGCUUUUGGACCUUGUUUGGAACAAAAUUCUGCCUACUUCAGCUUUGAUCUUUGACUUGCGCUACACUGGCAGUGGGGAGAUCUCAGGAAUCCCCUACGUUGUGUCUUACUUCACCGACGCUGAGUCUCCAAUUCAUAUUGACAGCAUUUAUGACCGUCCCUCAAACACCACCACUAAGCUGUUUUCUAUGGAGUCACUGCUGGGACAGAGAUAUGGCAUCACCAAACCACUUAUUAUCCUCACCAGCAAAAACACCAAGGGCAUUGCAGAAGAUGUUGCCUACUGCCUCCAGAACUUGAAAAGGGCCACCAUAGUGGGCAAGAAGACUGCCGGGGGUUCAGUGAAACUUGAUAAAUUCAAAUUGGGUGACACUGACUUAUAUGUUACUGUGCCAACCGCGAAGUCCAUCAAUCCCAUCACUGGCUCUACCUGGGAGGUCACAGGGGUGACUCCAGAUGUGCACGUCAAUGCAGAAGAUGCUCUCGCUACCGCUAUCAAGAUUGUCAACCUGCGUGCCCAAGUUCCAGCCAUCAUUGAGGAAUCAGCAACCCUGAUUGCUGACAACUACGCCUUUGAAAAUAUCGGGGCAAUUGUAUCAACAAAAUUGAAGGAGAAUCUAGCAAAUGGCGAGUACAGCAUGGUUGUCUCCAAGGACAGUCUGGAGGCAAAGCUAUCCAGCGACCUUAGCACCCUUUCUGGGGACAAGAGUCUCAAGACUACCAGCAACACACCAGCCCUGCCCCCAAUGGAUUAUUCUCCAGAGAUGUACAUUGAGCUAAUCAAAGUGUCCUUCCACACUGACAUAUUGGAAAACAAUGUCGGCUACCUGCGUUUUGACAUGUUUGGAGACUUCGAGGAGGUCAAGGCCAUUGCUCAGAUUAUUGUUGAACAUGUGUGGAACAAAGUUGUCAACACUGAUGCUAUGAUUGUCGACCUCAGGAACAACCUUGGUGGCCCAACAACAGCCAUUGCAGGCUUCUGCUCCUACUUCUUCGAUGCCGACAAGCAGAUUGUGUUGGACAAACUGUAUGACAGAUCAUCUGGCACCACCACAGAGCUACUAAGUCUGCCUGAGCUCACUGGCACAAGGUAUGGCUCCAAGAAAAGCCUCAUCAUCCUGACCAGCAAAGCUACUGCUGGUGCUGCAGAGGAGUUUGUUUAUAUCAUGAAGAAGCUCGGCCGCGCUAUGAUUGUUGGAGAGACCACCUCCGGGGGAUCCCACCCACCCAAGACCUUCCCUGUUGGUGAGACCAACAUCUUCCUCAGCAUCCCCACCGUCCACUCUGACACUACCGCUGGACCAGCCUGGGAAGGAGCUGGCAUCGCUCCUCACAUUCCCGUCCCAGCCGAUGCUGCCCUCGAGACCGCCAAGGGCAUCUUCAGCAAGCACUUUGCUGGCCAGAAGUAAUCCUGAACAAAGUCAUGGAGGGGAUUACACAGUCAAUUUUGCUUUGACAGCCAAAUGGUUUUGAGAUUUUAAAUGUAGGCUUGUUUGAGAAGUGAAGACUGUAGGAUAAGUACAAAGUGUAAUCUGCUAUUCAUUCUCUCAAUACCUAAGCCUUCUUAGUCUGUUGCAAUGUAGAACAAAGGUCCAGCAGGAUUUUCUGUAGUUUAUAUUUCUGUCAAAUGUUAAUCUGACUGUUGAAGGUUUUGAGAAUGAAUAACACUGAAAUGUCAAUUUGAUUAUUUUGAGAAAUAUGAUCAAGUAUGUCAAACACAAGCUGCAACAUCAUGCAACUUACAAAAAUGAUAUUUUUUAGAAGUCACAAGCAAAAGAGCAGAAAAAAGCAAACACUUCCAAAUAUGCUUUUGAGCAAAUUCUGCUCUUCAUUUGUUAUGUUGGAUAUUCAGAAUUCGGAGCUCUGAAAAGUAAUCAAUUUUUACAUGAAAUGUGAUCUCCUCUUUGAGGAUGGAAAAUGCUGUAUGUCUAUUCCGCAGUAAACUUCAUACCAUUUGGACCUACUUGGGUUGUAUCAAUUCCAGUGGUGAGAUACAAUUAAAAAAAAUGAAAAUACACAA
This is a messenger RNA of Acanthochromis polyacanthus (spiny chromis), 2542 nucleotides long. RefSeq names its product retinol-binding protein 3. The coding region runs from base 78 to 1931 and encodes 617 amino acids. The record is from RefSeq and is a predicted model, not a curated record. Gene Ontology annotation, biological process: proteolysis. The transcript is spliced from 4 exons. Gene Ontology annotation, molecular function: serine-type peptidase activity; retinol binding. NCBI's taxonomy places the organism in Eukaryota, Metazoa, Chordata, Actinopteri, Pomacentridae.